Bactrocera oleae (olive fruit fly) is the source of this 695-nucleotide messenger RNA. NCBI's taxonomy places the organism in Eukaryota, Metazoa, Arthropoda, Insecta, Diptera, Tephritidae. The record is from RefSeq and is a predicted model, not a curated record.
AGCAAAAGGUUUGCGCUAGGAUGAUAAAGGAUGUGAAUAUAAAAUCAGUGACCGUUUAAUUUACGGAUCAUUCAGUCGGCAGAUAAUGAAGGUAUAGCAGCAGUAUCAUAAUUCAUACUCAAGUAAUAUUCAACCUCAGUUUACACAAAAAUGGGUAAAAAUAUCGAAAAGUACACACUACCCUACCAACUGUUUCUUUAUAACGAGGAACUACGUCGUCCAAGCCCCAGAAUAGUACGUCGCAUUAAAUCAAAAGUGGAGCUAACCGAAAAGUUAAUUAACGAAAACAUGAAAAAUCUCGACAAUUAUGAAGGCGCAGAUUUGAUGGUAAUAAAUCGACAGGUGGAUUUUAAGGAGGAAUUAACGGCGAAAAUUGAAUUGAUUAAGGAGUGUCACAAACGAACAAAAUCACAAAAAAUACAAAGCACUUGGUUAUAGAAGUAGGGUAUUACUUUGGUGAGAUGACUCGACAUAUUGUCUAAUUUUUAAAUUCCAGACGAACCGGUUUGGAUUCCUGCUUGCCAUUAAACUCCAAACAGCUCUUAUUUAAUUUGUUAUAUAGUUAAGAUUAAUUAAUUAUUAAAUAAUUAGUUCAUUUUGGGAUAUGGAAUAUUACUUCAUUAAUUUAAAAUAAUUUUGUGAUAGCAUUACAAGUUAAAGUUAUUUUAUUUAAAAAUAUAUACUAAGUUAACAAA